AUGGACCAGCCGGAGGUUACGCCGAUAAAGAACGACACCGACGCCGACUCCGACCCGUGCGACGAUGACGACAAAGUCCCGAUCACGACCACCACGAAGAACGCCUUGAUAACGACCCAGCUGGGCCACUGCGACGUCUAUCCCCAUCGCGUCAAAGUCUCGAUCGUGGGCAUAGGAAAGGUUGGAAUAGCUUGCGCCAUCGCGAUCCUGAUGAGAAGGUUGGCGAGCGAGGUCUGCCUGAUCGACCACGACGCGAACAAGGCUUCCGCCGAGGCCGAAGACAUUCAGCACGUCGGUGUUUUUUUGGGAAGUCCCCUGGUAACUGGCACGUCAGAUAUCAGCAUGGUGAAAAAGUCAGCAGUAGUGAUAAUCAGCACGGACGAUCCAGCGUCUGGCGAAACUCCGAACGUGAAGCAGAACUUCAAAAAUUUUAAGAUGCUCAUACCUAGUAUAGCACAGUUCGCUUGUAAAUCCGUUCUACUGGUGGUGACCCCGCCGACGGAUAUAAUGUCUUACAUUGCCUGGAAACUGUCAGGAUUUCCGACCAAUCGCGUCCUCGGAACCGGCACAUUAAUCGAUUGUGCCAGAUUCCAGGAUUUCGUCAGUAGGAGACUAAAUAUGGCGCGGAGCUCCGUCAGCUGCAUGACAAUUGGUGCUCAAGGAGACAUGUCUGUUCCCAUAUGGUCAAGCAUUCACAUUGGAGGCAUGAAGCUCCGCGACAUAAACCCCAGAAUAGGAGAACAAGACGAUCCAGAAAAGUGGUAUGAGAUUACCGAGGCCGUGAAGAACAGUGGUAAAGAGCUCGAUAAAAAGAAGGGAUUAAAUUGUUGGGGACAUGCCCUUUGUACGUCCGAGAUCGUCGACGCUAUUGUGAGGAACACUAAAGUCGUCCUUCCAGCCUCGACUCACAUACACAGUUGCGCCCACGGGACGGACAAGGACGUGUACAUGUCGGUGCCCUGUGUCAUCGGCCGGGAGGGUGUGUAUUGCACUGUUAGACAGAAGCUGACCGACAAGGAGAAGGCCGAUGUGCAGACGUGCGCCAACAACAUUCGAGCCGUACUGCGCGAGUGCGGGGUACUGCAAGACUCGAAAAACGAGACCGAGGAGUGA
Molecule: messenger RNA, 1113 nt
Organism: Colletes gigas
Lineage: Eukaryota; Metazoa; Arthropoda; Insecta; Hymenoptera; Colletidae
Product: L-lactate dehydrogenase A-like 6A
Exons: 7
Coding region: 1-1113 (370 amino acids)
Biological process (GO): carboxylic acid metabolic process
Molecular function (GO): oxidoreductase activity, acting on the CH-OH group of donors, NAD or NADP as acceptor
Source: RefSeq, a predicted model, not a curated record